AUGAGUACAAACGAAAACAGCAACGAUGCUCGCUCAGGAUCGAGUUCUAAAGGUAGUGAUUUGCACAGGUAAGAAAUGGCAUGAAAAAACAUCCCCUCGAUCAUAUCUCUGUUCCUUGAGUAAAUCCCGGAGUAAAUGCAUGCAUCAUGCAUGUUUUUAUAAAACACAUUUGUACACCCUUGUGCAAUUCCGAUUAAUAUGCGGGAUUAUUUCAUUUAAAUUUGCGGGUCAUCUCAUAUUUGUUUAUCUUGAAAGACUAAAUUAAUUUUAAACGAAAUUUUUAUGUUACACUCGUUAGUAGGACCUAUUUGACUGAAUACCAUGCUUUGUAGCCUCUUUCUUGAAACCGAAAGUUGAUUGUUCGGUGAAACCGAAACCUAAAAGCGUGAGAAGAAUAUUCACAGGGUCAGUGACCCCAAGGUAAACGAAUUUAUGAACAAAAGUAAAAGCGUGGAAUCUUUACUGUUGAAAUAAGUAAUUUUCGAUUUGCAUCUCAGAAGAAAUUUUUAGUAGGAAGUCGAAUAUAAAACCAGGAGCAUACGGAAACUGACGAUGAUGACGAUGGAUUAUUGGCGUAUAGUUUUAUGUUGAAAUGCGCUCUAACGAGAUGUCAUAUUAAUAAAGUUUACAGUAAUAAGUAUUAUUAUUAUACAUUGUAGUCACCAUCUGUCUUCUCAUUGGCUAAAAGCCUACAGUUAAUUCUGGGAAACAGCGCAACCUACAGAUUAUUCACUAAUCUGUACCUACAGAUUAGUUAAUAAUCUGUAGGUUGCGCGCGCAAUGCAUGAUUUCCAAGAGCAAUGUCAAGUGCACGGACAGCAAUGUCAAGUUCGCGAAGUAAGAAUGGCUUCUAUAAAAAAAAAAUAAGAAUGGCUUGUAUAAUAACACAAUUAUUAGAUUCGUUUUUGUGAUAUCCGGAAUAAUCAAGGUCUCGGUUAGUGUUAUCAGCCGAAGCCGAACUUACCUCGACCUUGAUUAUUCCGGGUAUCACAAAAACCUCAUCCAAUAAUUGUUUAGUGUCCACGUACGUCGAACUUGAGAUCGUCACGUCAUCAACAGUUAUUGCUUCACAUUGGACUUGACCGGCUCAAUGACCGGGGCAAAGACCAACUGUCAAAUCAAACACAUGGGAUAGAUAUAACUUUUUAUUAUGUUUUUAUCUUAUUUCUUUAACGACUCAUUUCUUGUUAUAUUGUGUUUCAAAUCGUUACUAUUUUUAUUAGUAUUAUUAGUGUUGCUUAACAUAAAAACUAGAUAGUCACGUUUGUAAGAGUCGAUAGGAAGAGUUAAAAUUAAAAAAUUCUUGUGCUCUCUAUUUUAUUUACAAACUUAAAUUUUACGCACGUACUCACGUAAAAAUUGCGCCUCACUGGAAAUCAACCCAAACUUUCUUUUUAUAGCGCUUGUAGACUAACUGGCUAUGAGAAUUGGGAUCGUGUACAAGAAAGAUAUUUCAUAACAGAUUUUUUUAUCUAACCGAUUUUGAAAGACCCUUUGUAAACCAAGGCUUACGAAGAACUUGUUUUUCAGCUUUUCCCUUUAAUUUUUCAGUGGAAAAAUAAAAGGGAAAAAUAAAUUGACGUGUAUUUCUUUACAGCAAGGAGCUCAAAAGUGUGACCUCCUUUAACCCUUUCACUGCCAAGUUUAGCCAAAAGCAACUUUUGACCAAAUUUCCAAAUUUUAUUUUGUGAAAUUUUGAAAAACAAAUAGCACCAUGUGAAGGUACAGCCAAGCACUCAGUGAAAGGGUUAAUUAACUCGCAUUUUUUCAUGCUGACAUUAACCAAUCAGUAGUCGAGGAUAGUUUCCAGCUGGUUUCUGAUGGGAUUAAAUCUGCACGAAAGAAUGGGAAUAAAUCAAAAACGGCCGCAAUUUUGGGCUCCCUGCUGUAAGAAAUUUCUAUGGUAAUCUAUCAUUUAAGUAUUUAUAAGGGCCUUUGGUGAAACUGUUUCGAAAAGACGCGCCUUGUGACUAUAUCAUUUCAACUUAUCAAACGUUACACGAAAUAUGAAAAAAUAUAACUUCAGUUCCAGUUUUAGCCGUUUAUUUUUAUCAGGUAGGUAUGUUAAAGAGGUAGCACUUUUCAAUAUAAGGUAUACAAAAUGGGUAUCUUUUCUGCCAUGAAUAUUAUAUACUAAAAAAGUAAGAGGUUGGACCCUGGACGGAGCCUCUCCUAGAACUGUAGAAGGACACAAAACAAAAUAAAAACCAAAGAGAGGCAUGAAUAAGGUUUAAUGUACAUGUAAUUAUUCCUCACCUGUGGUUUCUCUUUAAAGGACGAAACCAGUAAGGUUGAUUAAACUUUGUCUAGCGUUCCGUGAUAGCAUUCUUCAAUCACAAAACCCAGUUUUUCCCGCUAUUCUGUUAUCCCUACGAUCCGUUCCCCGUAGAAGCACCGACUCAUUCCGCGUUCACGGUUUGGAGUAUCUCCCUGGCCUCCGUAGCGAUACAAAGAGGUUCUUGAUUUUUGGAGAAAGUGUCUGCAGUGUGCCGAAUGAUGAAUAUCUCACUUUGCCCUGCAUUCCUUUCGCCAGGUUCAGAUCCAAAAAUGCUCCAUCCAACGCCUCCGGAGGGAACUUCGAUAUGAGGGAAAAUGGUGCUCGUCGGAUAAUAAAAUUGAACCCCGUAUGAGACAAAUCUGGGUCUGGUCCAGGCUUUACUUGACCCCUUAAGGAGACAAUAGGAAGUUUAAGCAAAGACGCUUUAAGCGACGCCCGUCAACCAACCGGAAGUGAAGCCUUUGUAUGCGUGGUAUGCGUUGAAGGUACCUAAUUUGCAUUGCUAAGCAGAAAGUCCACUUCCGGUUGAUGUGCGUCGCUCAAAAACGUCCGUACGAUGUGCUGUCCUUUUUUUCCUAUUUAGAAAUGUCUUUACGCACAACACUUGACUCGACUCGACACUUUCCGCCUUUCCAACGCCCUGAUUGAGCUAAUUCGUAGCAAAAUCUGUCAUUUGUACCCUUAUAAGAGAUGACAGCCUUUCCAAUCCCUUUGUAUGCGAGUCUCCCUUCAGCUGCCAACCCCGGAUCAACCCUCGGCGGAGAAGGAAUGCAGUAGUCAAUACUCAAACGCUUCUAUUUGCUUUCUUUCAGGAACAUCACUAUAAUAGUGGGAGUCCUAUUAGCUGGCGUUGUCUUUGUGAUUAUAUCCUGUUAUCUGUACAAAUAUCAUCCAGCGUUUUGCAGGGCAUGUGGUCCUUGGCUAAUGCUUUGCGAA
Messenger RNA from Porites evermanni, 3214 nucleotides. Lineage: Eukaryota; Metazoa; Cnidaria; Anthozoa; Scleractinia; Poritidae. The record is from the annotation of a GenBank genome assembly.